AUGUCGCUCUACUCAAAGUUCUUGAAAGAUUUGUUAACCAAAAAGAGCAAGUACAUAGAUAGUGACACCAUUGUUGUGGAGAGAAACUGUAGUGCAGUGAUUCAACGGAUCCUUCCACCGAAGCACAAAGAUCCUGGAAGUGUUACUAUGCCAUGCUCUAUUGGUAAUGUGUCUGCUGGUAAGGCCCUCAUGGAUUCAGGAGCCAGUAUAAACCUGAUGCCACUCUUCGUGUGCUGGAGAAUUAGGGUGUUGGAGAUAAUGCCAACCAAGAUAACACUUCAAUUAGCAGAUCGUUCUGUUACCAGACCCUAUGGCAUUAUUGAAGAUGUUUUGGUUAGAGUGAAGCAUUUCACUUUCCUAGCUGACUUUGUAGUGAUGGACAUCAAAGAGGAUACUGAGAUCCCUUUGAUCUUGGGUCGUCCCUUCAUGCUGACCCUAGCUGUGUAG
Molecule: messenger RNA, 447 nt
Organism: Glycine soja
Lineage: Eukaryota; Viridiplantae; Streptophyta; Magnoliopsida; Fabales; Fabaceae
Exons: 1
Coding region: 1-447 (148 amino acids)
Source: RefSeq, a predicted model, not a curated record